AUGAAGUGAGGAGCUGUUUAUAGGGUGAGGCAUUCACUAGCAGGGGCCGAUGGGUCCUGCCAUCAGAGCGCCACCGUCCUGUGUGUGCGAGGGCAGCGGUGGGCGUGAGUGGGAGACUGAAUCAAAGACCAGCAGUAUUCCCCCCUGGUCACCAUCCAGAGAUUUCAAUGAGGAUAGUAGCCUCGCUCCACCCAGGAACAUGAAGGGCUUAUCAGGUGGUCGUGCGCCGCACCAGAUUCCCACACUGCCCCCAUGUGGACUGGCGGAGUGCGAGCAUCUCCAUGACCUGCACGGCAUGCAUGUGUCCGAUAUGCGCCACUCCUACCUGCUCAGCCCCACGGAGACCUGCGUCAUGGACUUCCAUCACCGUCUUUCCCCCCGCAGCUCCAUUCACUCCGAUUGCAUGAUCAUGUCACCCAUGGUGCUACCUUCCACUGCCCCUGCCGACCACAUCUCCAGCAGCACCUUUCCCAGAAUGCACUACAGUUCACAGUACUACGACCCAGCUGCUCGGGAAGACUGCGCAGCCAUCACCACCUCAGCCACAUCUGCUGCCGCCGCCGCUGCAACAUCUGCCUCUCACCACGGCAGCAGCAAGAGCAACCGCAUCCCCGCAAACCUGCUGGACCAGUUUGAAAAGCAGCUUCCGCUUCAUCGCGACGGAUUCCAUACACUGCAGUACCAACGCACAUCUGCCGCCACUGGAGGGGAACAACGCAGCGAAAGCCCCGGUCGUAUCCGACACCUGGUGCACUCCGUCCAGAAGCUCUUCACUAAGUCCCACUCACUGGAGGGAUCAUCCAAGAUGAAUGGCACUAAAGGUGACAGUGGAGGUGGGGGAAGUCAUCACCAUCACCAUGGCAAUCAUCACUCAUCCAAGCACGGCAGCAAGCGCAGUAAAAGCAAAGAGCGCAGGCACCGGUCGGGGACGGGGGGCUGGUGGAGCUCGGAUGACAACCUAGACAGUGACAGCACCUACCGCACGGCCAGCGCUUUGAGCCGCCACCAUCAUGAACAUGUCGGUCACAGUUUCCCAGAAUCCAUGCACACUCACUUUGGAGACCACUCGCUCAAAACCUCCAAAAGCAACAAUGACGUCAAGUGUUCGGCCUGCGAAUCCAUGGCACCUGAGGGAAAGUUCAUGAAGAGGAGUUCCUGGUCAACACUUACCGUCAGCCAGGCCAAGGAGGCUUAUCGAAAGUCCUCCCUUAACCUGGAGAAGCCCAUGAUGCAUCAGGACUAUAAACCAUCAUUCCGGUCCACACACUACCUACAGGUGCCUCAGGAUGAGUGGGGGGGUUAUCCAGGGGAGGACGAGAUUCCAUGUCGCCGGAUGCGGAGCAGUAGUUACGUCAAAGCCAUGGGAGAUGAUGAUAGUGGUGAGUCUGAUACCAGCCCCAAGACGUCACCUCAGAAGACUGUGCGGCCCGAUGCCCUUGUUCUCAAAUCAGCCUUGCAGAGGCCACAUAUAGACACCCAAAGCCCGGGCUACCACUUGCAAACAGCGAGAGAUAUGCGCCCUCACCCCAGCGUGUCUCUGGACCCAGCAACCAACUUCAACCCUCCACAGUUUCGCUCCAGAAACCAGAGCUACAUGCGUGCAGUCAGUACCUUCAGUCAGGCAAGCUGUGUCAGCCAGGUGAGUGAGACUGAGGUCAAUGGCCAGUUUGAGUCAGUUUGCGAGUCCGUUUUUAGUGAAGUAGAAUCCCAGGCCGUGGAGGCCUUGGACCUGCCCGGCUCUUUCCGCACUCGAAGCCACAGUUACCUGCGUGCAAUUCAGGCUGGGUAUUCCCAAGAUGACGACUGCUUGCCUUCAAUGACAUCUUCUACUGUCACUUCAACUCUCAGAUCCACAACAGAGGGGUAUGAUGCAAUGGAGGGCACCUCAUUGCUAAAUGAGGAAAUGAUUGAGGACGAUGAUGGCGCCAGCUCCUCAGCUUAUCAAGAAAUCGAGAGGUUUGAAAGAGAAAAUGCUGCACGUAGUCAACACAGUACCAGUUCCACGGUCACGGCUAUCUCUGUCCCUCCAACCUCCUCGCAUGCCUACCGAGUCCCAUGUCCGCCCCCGUCCCAGCCCCCACCAGAUCCUCCCGUCCCGCAGGCUAUUCAGGCUUUCAAGGAGUCGGCAAACAUGGUGGCUGCCUUUAACAUGCAGUGGAAAGAGGAGAUAUCAGCAAUGCGCUACGAGCUAGCGGAGCUACGCAGGGAUGUCUGCGGAGAGCUCAAGACUUUCAACAGCAACUUCUUUAAUUUCACCCAGUGCUAUAACAUGUGGACGAUGUGCCGGGAGGCUGCCACCGGCACCAGUUCCACUCAGUCGAGCGAGAGGGUGUCUGUUGGCGUCCAGACUGGCGCUAACGGUCUGGUGAGACAAAACACUGCAGACGCUUCAGUAAUGUGUCAGCCUGAACCGGCUGCCUUCAAUAUUUUUGACCUGAUGGAGCCUCCACGCAUUGAAAUCACUGAGGGAACUCCUGAAGGAACAACGGCCACCAACAGCCCAACCAGCCCUGCCAGUCCUGUUAGACCCACCACCGGCCCACCAUUGACCAAGCAGCUGGGAAGAUCCAAAUUAGACACUGGCAGGAAGAAGAAGAACUGCAGUCGAGCGGACGGUCAAAGAAGUGCCAGCCUUGAACUCUGGUGCAGAAAGUACACUAGUGGACCAAUGUCCUACUUAUCUCUAUCAUUCUGAUCAUUUUCAUCACUGGACCAAGCAUUGACUUCGUUUUUGAAUCAACCCUACAUACCUGGGGGAAACCCUGCGCCCGGAGAAGAGCUUGUCGCUUUUCUCUUUGCAAAGAUGCCGAUAGGAGAAGGUUCCAUUUUGCGAAACGGGGACAGUGUAGCUAGAUGGAACCAUUUGCUGUGCCGGAUCAUAAAAUCUGUUUACAUCACCACGGAAAUGAUUCAUGAAUGUUAUUUGCAUUGUAGGGAAUGUCGCAAUUUGUCUGACUGUCACUGUCAGUGUUUUGUUCAUGGCUAAAGCAGUUCUUGUGUGACAGUGUUGAAUGAUCUCACCACUCAAUCUGACCAAAAGAGGUUAUGAAUACAGUUAAAGGAUGCAGAUGGACUUUAGAUGGCAGUUUUCAAUUUCUGAAUAUAAUAACAUCUGCGGUUAACAUUAACACUAACCAUUUUGUUCUACAGCAUAAAUUACACACAGUAAUAGCUCUAAUGUGAACUUUGAAACCACUGUGUGCUUGCUAAUAAGUUGUUACUUAAGAACUACUGUAUGCAUGAUGGAACCCACUUUAUAUUAAGUACUACUAUGUACAUUUAAAUUAAUCAAUGCACAAUAGAUUGCACUUAGUGUACAAGUUUUUAUGUUGUACUUUGUAAAAACAUUACCUACAUGUAAUUACAUUAAUUAUACUACCCCUAUCCCUUAACAUAACCAUAUGACUAAACCUGUCCCUAACCUUACCCGUAUUACUCCUCAGCAAAAGUGUUUUGCAACAUGGACACAAGUGCAUUGUACCCACAGAUAUAUCGAAGAGAGUACAUAGUACUUAAAGACACCUAAUUUUAAGCUAUAAAGCAAGACCGCUUGAUAAAUUGGACUGCCAUUUAUAUUCUUAUGUAGCAACAUUUUUUUUUUUAAGUUUCAAACUUCACAUUUGAAUCAUGACUCUUUGUAAUUUAUGCUGUAGAACAACAACAUAUUUGAACUCACUUGACAUCUAAAUUCUCUAUUCUAAAAACCUCGGAAAGCCCAUUAUAUUGGAAUACAAACUGAGCCACUCUAUAGCUGUCACACAAAGCUUUGCUUUUAAUUUCAAAUGAAAAUGAAGAACCAUGUACAGCAGUCAUGUUGAGCUACAACAGAAUGGAACAUUGGAACAUUAGUAUUGUCAGAUUGGCAUUCAGUUACUUUUGAAAAUCUACUUUGUUCUCACUUUCCCAAGAAUGUCACGUAUAGAUGGAUUAGAAGUAACUAAAUUCAAAUGGUACUUUAAUUCAAGCAUAAGCCCUAAACAUAUUUACUGUAACUCUACAUCUGCAGUGUAUAAUUACUAGCCAAUAUACAGUAUAUAUUAAGCAUCUGUGGACUAUUUACAAAGUAGUGCUGAGUGGUAUCUUUUUUUUAUUAAAGUAUUUUAUUAUUAAAAUACUUUAAUUAAGGAUGGAAAGAGAUGCAGUUUAUUUCAUUGAAACUAUACAAAGAUGAGUAUCCCCCUAAAUUUCAGAUUUCUCUAUGGCUGCUUUUUGACUUAUACUCUCAAUCCUAAAUAUAUAGUUACAGCUGUGCAAUGUAUCAGUAGUUACCAACACUAUGUUUAGAAUUUAUAGAAUUGAUAGAUAACGGAGUAAAUUUCGGUAAAAUCAUUUUUGGUGUGCCUUGUAAACUUUAAUUUAUAUUUUUAAAAAUAUGAUUAACCAAUGACCUUUUUCUUUCGAAGUAUGUCUGAUAAAGAUUGGCCACUCUCUUUGAAUCAUGUGGUCAAAAAAAUUAUGUCCCUUCGUAAAUAUGAUGUCAGAAUAUAUACAACAUAAUAUAGACCCACAUACAGUGCUCAGCGUAA
Messenger RNA from Megalobrama amblycephala (Wuchang bream), 4526 nucleotides. It is a transcript of the gene dlgap2b, whose product is annotated as disks large-associated protein 2. The transcript is spliced from 6 exons. The coding region runs from base 50 to 2695 and encodes 881 amino acids. The record is from RefSeq and is a predicted model, not a curated record. NCBI's taxonomy places the organism in Eukaryota, Metazoa, Chordata, Actinopteri, Cypriniformes, Xenocyprididae. Gene Ontology annotation, biological process: signaling. Gene Ontology annotation, cellular component: postsynaptic specialization; glutamatergic synapse. Gene Ontology annotation, molecular function: molecular adaptor activity.